AUGCAAAGCAUGGCCGCCGCUUGCGUGAACGAAAAGAUUCCGCAGAUCAAAUCAAUAUCGGUUCAUCUGCGUGGAGAGGCAACACGAAUUUUACGAAGAGAAAUUGGAAAUAUUAGAUAUGACACCAACGCCAUCACAUUUCAAGAACUGUUUUUAGCUUGCUUCAUGCUUGGCCUCAGUAGUGCCUGGCAUGACUCUCGUGAUCUAGGUCUAGUGUACUUUGAAGCGGCUCAGUGGAUGGUAACUGAGCUACUGGAUCAUCCAAGAACACUUUCUGCUAGCGAACAGCAAUGUGCUUCCUUUUGCAAGAAGGGCUUGAUAUAUUGGCAAAUGUUAACGGUCGCUAUGAAAAGUGAGAAUUCGGUUGACUCUGGGCUGCAACGAGGUUACAGCCUCCGUAUGAGUCAAGAUCCGAUGAUUCUGCCGCCCUUUGAACUUACUUUACCACACCCGUUUACUGGAUUGGCAGAUGUGGCCCAGGAGCUUAUUGCAAAUGCAAUAGCACUGACUAAGCAGCCACAAACUCCAGAAAACCUCAAGAUAGCGUUCGAUCUCGAGGAACGCCUAUUGAGUGUGGAUAUUCCAACGCGUGAUGACAUUCAAGACACGUUAGAUGACCAAAGCCCCAAUUGGCACUUUUCUCUGGUGGCAGAGGCCUAUAAGAACACCGGAUUACUCCACCUCUAUAAGUCAUUCCGACCACUUGUUGAGUGUCGUCUCAAGGGCGUUGGGGACGAAGGUCAAUCUGCAGAAGACUGGCUAGCAUCAUUUGCAGUCUUCAUUCUAAAUAUUCUCAGUCAGAUCCCACCCAGCUCGGGAACCCGAUGCACUCAGCCAUUGGCAAUUGUGAUUUCGGCAGCCGCAUUGAAGUUUCCAAAAAGAGUAUACCCGUCUGACCCAAGCUCAUCAAAUGGUGAUGUCGAUACACUACCAUUGGGAGCAGAUAUUAUGCGAAGUCGUACAUUUGUAAUGGACAGACUGCAGUGCUAUGAACGUAGCCUUCCUCCUAAGCCUAUUACUACUGCUAUCAAGCUGGUGAACGAAGUAUGGCGUCAAAUUGAUGAGGGAAGAAACGUCGGAUGGAUGGAUGUGAUGGUACAAAAUAGCCUCCAAUCUAUUUUUGGUUAG
Messenger RNA from Penicillium taxi, 1128 nucleotides. RefSeq lists its product as uncharacterized. The transcript has a single exon. The coding region runs from base 1 to 1128 and encodes 375 amino acids. Gene Ontology annotation, cellular component: nucleus. The record is from RefSeq and is a predicted model, not a curated record. NCBI's taxonomy places the organism in Eukaryota, Fungi, Ascomycota, Eurotiomycetes, Eurotiales, Aspergillaceae. Gene Ontology annotation, molecular function: transcription cis-regulatory region binding; DNA-binding transcription factor activity. Gene Ontology annotation, biological process: positive regulation of transcription by RNA polymerase II.